GUCCCUUGUGACUCUACAGUCAUGUUCUGUUCUGCUGGGAAGAACGACAUAAUCAUCCACAACAUCUGAUGUGCAUCUGGAUAAUAACAAACACUGGGUGAUUUUUGUGGAAGUUUCAGACGCGAAGCGAAUAUCUAAACAGCCGCGACGGUAAGCGCGAAGAGGUAAAGCUUUCUUCUCCACAUCAUGUCCUCUCGUAAGAAGGUGCUGCUCAAAGUGAUCAUCCUAGGGGAUUCUGGAGUUGGGAAGACCUCUCUGAUGAACCAGUAUGUGAAUAAUAAGUUCAGUAAUCAGUACAAGGCCACAAUCGGAGCCGACUUCCUGACUAAGGAGGUGAUGGUGGACGACAGACUGGUCACCAUGCAGAUCUGGGACACGGCGGGACAGGAGCGCUUUCAGUCUCUGGGUGUGGCAUUUUACAGGGGGGCGGACUGCUGCGUGCUGGUGUACGACGUCACAGCGCCAACUUCAUUCAAGACUAUGGACAGCUGGAGGGACGAGUUUCUCAUUCAGGCCAGUCCUCGUGACCCGGAGAACUUCCCCUUUGUUGUGCUGGGCAACAAAAUCGACCUGGAGAACCGGCAGGUAACGACAAAGCGAGCCCAAGCGUGGUGUCAGAGUAAGAACAACAUCCCUUAUUUCGAGACCAGUGCCAAAGAAGCCAUUAACGUGGACCAGGCCUUCCAAACUAUCGCUCGCAAUGCUCUCAAACAGGAGACUGUGGAGACGUAUGACUUCCCUGACCAGAUUAAACUCCGAGACGACAGACCUGUGUCUAGCAGUGAUGGCUGCAGCUGCUGAAGGAAAGACCAAACUGGGCACAGGAAGAGAAAGAGCCAGCAUGGGAAAGGGAGAGAUCCAGGCCUGUUAUUCUAGCAUCCAUCCUCCCCUUUUCCUCCUUUGAAACCUCCAGGGUAUCAUCUGCCACAUGUGAAAGCUGAACAUCCAUUUUCUCACUGAACUCCAAGUAAGCGUGUGGUAUGAUAAACUAUGGAGGAACAGGAAGACCAGUGUGUCGCGUAUCUUCUGACAUUGAGUCCUGCUAUCACUACAGCUGUCGCUACUCCUGCUGUCUGAGCAAUAUGAUUUUUCUUUUCUCAGAAAUGAUUCUUUGGUCUGCUAGUUCGUUGUGCCUUUUUAAUUCUUACUAUUGGUUAUUGAUAUCAAUGUUUCACUCCUAUGCUGAAUGAAUAUUCAUAAAAAAUAAAAAAAGACAUUACAUAUGUAAUAGGGCUGGGAAAUAUAAUAUUAAUAAAAUGUUUUAUCUGCCAUUUAAAAGCAACCAUUUGUUUACAUCUUUUUUAUUUUUUUACACCAUAGCUUCUCAGUAAAAAAGAAAAAUGCAUAAAUAAGUUACGAGUUCUCCAUGAAAGUCCACGUUUCACAUAAUUUCAAAUGUUUUAACAUUUAAAAAGAAGGUUUUACCUGUGUCUAUGUAGGAAAAAGGUGUGGAAAAUAUGCCUUGAGUUUUUUUUAAACUAGAUUUUUACUGUAUUUUUUACUUCAGACAUUUAAAACCACUUCACACUUUGUUUG
Carassius carassius (crucian carp) is the source of this 1536-nucleotide messenger RNA. RefSeq names its product ras-related protein rab7-like. NCBI's taxonomy places the organism in Eukaryota, Metazoa, Chordata, Actinopteri, Cypriniformes, Cyprinidae. Gene Ontology annotation, molecular function: GTP binding; GTPase activity. The transcript has 6 exons. The record is from RefSeq and is a predicted model, not a curated record. Gene Ontology annotation, cellular component: late endosome; lysosome; phagocytic vesicle. Gene Ontology annotation, biological process: endosome to lysosome transport; phagosome-lysosome fusion. Bases 187 to 801 code for a protein of 204 amino acids.